GCACUACGCCGUGUUUGAAUUCUUUGCGAGAAGGCAGCCUCCUAGCAUUAUCCCAUUCCAGCUACUCCUAGAGCUGUGUCUGUGUGUAUAUAUACCCCCUACCCUCCCCCUGGCCCUGGCAAAGGUCGUGAAGGAAAGCAAAGCAAAGCAAAGCAAGAGGAGCAGAGGAAGAAUAUAUCCAUCAUCCACACACCCCACACACAUACCUUGUUCUCCGGCGUUUCUUGCUGGGCAUCCAGAAAUCUCCUCGGAGUUGCAACAAGCAUGGGCGGGUUCAGCGGCGCUACGGGUCUCGCGGUGUACCGCGAAGAGGACGACGAGGAGCUGUUCGAGACAUCGUCUUCGAUCUCCGGCGGCGACUCCGAGGACGAGGACCAGUUCUCCGACGGAGAAGAGGGCGCCGGAGCUCUGGAGCACCACCAGUUUACGCAGCAGUCGCAGCAGCAGCCGGUGCGGAGAUUGAAUUCGGACAGCCUCUACGAUCUGUCGUCUAUGAUGGCACAGCUCCCUGUCAAGAAAGGGCUGUCCAAAUACUAUGACGGCAAGUCCCAAUCGUUCGCGUGUAUGUCUGAAGUGAGGUGCCUGGAGGAUCUGCGCAAGAAAGAGACGCCCUACAAGAAGAUGAAGCCAUCCAGGAGUUAUGUGGCAUUAGACGAAGAGCAGGACUGUCAUGUGCCGGGUCCUAACAGCAGGGGUUCUUGCGCGAAUCUGGUGGCUCGGAAGAACAGCAAAAACAUGCUCUACAGACCUCCCGCAAUCCCUGUAAACAAGAGUGGAUACCAUCAGUAGGCUCUAGGACAUGACUGUGUUUCUAUCCAGGGUUUCACCUCUGUUCUUUUUUUUUGUCCUUUCAUUUAGAGGGAUUUUGUUGACAAGCGUAUUGGCCUGUCUCAGUUGUAAGAGGUUUUCCUUCUCUGCUCUCAAUAGAGUAUCUCCUGUCUUGUUCAUGAGACAUUGAUUCAUGUAAAUAACUGUGAUCCUGUAGCCA
This is a messenger RNA of Sorghum bicolor (sorghum), 988 nucleotides long. RefSeq lists its product as uncharacterized. The record is from RefSeq and is a predicted model, not a curated record. Lineage: Eukaryota; Viridiplantae; Streptophyta; Magnoliopsida; Poales; Poaceae. The coding region runs from base 265 to 789 and encodes 174 amino acids. The transcript has 2 exons.